AACUCUUCAUCUCAUCUGUCACUUUUUAAGUACAACAAUUUGACAUGAUGAAAGACGACAAUGUAGGAAAAAUCUUGUUUGGAUGGACGAGUUUCAUAAGAAAAUUUGUGCUUCGAGUUCUUAGAGUUGGUCCAAUCCCCUCUCACAUUGCUGUCAUUAUGGAUGGAAACCGAAGAUAUGCUAAAAAGAAGAAGUUAGAUGAAGGAGCAGGUCACGAUGCAGGGGCUUUUGCUCUCUUGUGUUUGCUUGUUAAUUGCUAUGAGCUUGGCGUGAAAUAUCUUUCUGCUUAUGCCUUCAGCAUUGAUAAUUUCAGAAGAAAGCCAAACGAAGUUCAAAAAAUUAUGGAUUUGUUGAGGGAGAGUAUCACACUGUUGACUAGGAUAGCGAAACAUCUUCCAGUGAGAGUUCAUUUUGCCGGAAACCUAGCACUCUUAAGUGCAGAUCUUAGGGAUGCAGCCCUGAGACUUAUGGAAGCCACUGCUGGUUACUCUAAAUUUGUGUUCACAAUCUGUGUUUGCUACACUUACUCGGACGAGAUCAUUCAUGCUGUCCAAGAAUCUUGCCAAGAAAAAUGCAAUCAUAUUCAAGAAAUCAGGGGAAUUGACGCUUGCGGCCAUCAGGAUGAGAACCUUAUAAAGUUGGCAGACAUUGAAAAGCACAUGUAUAUGGCAAUUGCACCAGACCCCGACAUUUUAAUCCGCACAGGGGACGAGUACCGCCUAAGCAAUUACCUUUUAUGGCAGACUUCUUGCACCCAAUUGUCCUCCUUGUCCACACUUUGGCCAGAGUUUAGUAUCUGGCAUCUGGUGUGGGUGGUAUUGAAUUUUCAGCUAAACAACCCUUACUUAGAGAAGAAAAAAAUGCAGCUGUAGACCAUGCAAAAGGUUCAUACAUUUUAUCCUCUCCACCUAGUAAAUCACAGUAUUGUUUGUACGAUUGGGGUCAACAAGUUCUUUGUCUGGUAUUAGAAUUAACACUUAUAUCCCAAUCCCACAAUAAGUCUAUACCAUGUUACUAUAUGCAAUUGCAAUUAAGAGAAACAAUCCAUUGUCAAAAGGAUAUAUAGAAGCCAUGCAAAGGGCAUUUUUCUUUUCCACUUCUAGAUGAUGCAAAUGGUUAAUUUGCUUGCUGCAAUAUAUAAUUACAAGCUCUUUUAGCUGCGGAAAAAUAUUAUUUCCAUAUCAUCGAGAUUUCCAAUAAUGAUCUGUCAUCUAUUAUUGUGCCCUGAAUAGUUAAGACUAAUGGACUUGCUGCAAAAUGGUUAGGUGCGUUUAUUUUCUGAACUCUUCUGUAAAGAGCUUAAGUGUAAGGUUUGCCUUUUUCUUUUUUCCUUUUUCCUAAGGGCUUUUCUAAUUUUUCAUUUUUGUAGUUGUUCGCUAGCGCUUAAUAUAAGAGGCCAUUUUGUUGUAAGAUUGUGAUCUUGGCUAACAAGCACAAAAGCAAGGUUCAGUGUUGAAAGUGGUGACAUCACGAAAA
Durio zibethinus is the source of this 1476-nucleotide messenger RNA. NCBI's taxonomy places the organism in Eukaryota, Viridiplantae, Streptophyta, Magnoliopsida, Malvales, Malvaceae. The record is from RefSeq and is a predicted model, not a curated record.